Molecule: messenger RNA, 3947 nt
Organism: Boleophthalmus pectinirostris (great blue-spotted mudskipper)
Lineage: Eukaryota; Metazoa; Chordata; Actinopteri; Gobiiformes; Gobiidae
Product: protein mono-ADP-ribosyltransferase PARP12-like
Exons: 12
Coding region: 96-2465 (789 amino acids)
Molecular function (GO): NAD+ poly-ADP-ribosyltransferase activity; zinc ion binding
Source: RefSeq, a predicted model, not a curated record
CAUUCAUCAUAAGUGAUCCUUUCCUGGUUUUUACGUAUAUGGUUCUCGGAUUCAAGUUGUUCUCAUGAAGAAACUCCUGUAGCUCGCAUCUAGCAAUGGAGACGGAUAUAUUGAAAUAUAUUCUGGACAAUCAGGGAGCUGUGAUCACUUCGGACCUGCUGUUUAAUUUGUGCAACACUUCAACACUUUCAGAGAUCCUUUGUAAGAACGAUAAGUUUGUGACAUGUUUAUUAAAUGGGACGCCGAAGAUAGUCGUUCGGAGCGCAGUGAGGCUCUGCUGGCGCAAGGACUGUCCGGGCUGUGGGGCCCUACACCUGUGCAAGAGCUUUCUCCUCACGGACUCUUGUCAGUAUACUUAUACGAGGAGAGGAUGCAUAUUCUCCCACGACCUCUGCUCAGGCUACAAUAAGAAGAUCCUCACUGAGUUUGGUCUUGAAACACUGUCCAGAGCCCAGCUGUGCCUCCUGCUGCUCCAGAGCAACAACAAUCUCCUGCCCUCUAUCUGCCAUAAUUACAAUAACCGUAAUGGAUGUGGGGACACCUGCCUGAGACUGCACGUUUGUGAGAAGUUCCUCAGUUCUGACUGCAGCUGCUUCAGGACACACGAUUUUCUGGCCCCCCAGCCACUAAAACUCCUGCAGGACAAACGUAUCCCUUCAUGUCUCUUUGGAUCUUUAAAAUCUGUCUAUGCAAAUAAACAGGCACUGUGGCUGGCUGACAAGUUAACCGGCAGGAGAAACGGAAAUGUGAAUAAUGAUAGUGAUAAACGUGCAGCCUCUAGUUUAGAUCUUACCUGUGAUAAUGACAACAACCAAGACAGCCUUAACUCUUGCUGUGACACUGAUUCUAACACAAGAGCACACAACAAUCAAAACAGGGGUCGGGGUGGUCGGGAACUAGAAAGCUCUGAUUCUAAUGUAAGCUGCACUGUUAUUAAAAAGUCAGAUAAUACAAGUCAUAAUCCAAAACAGGGCAAAAAAGGAAAAGGUCAAGGACAAAAAGACAAAACUGAAAUCUGCAUGUUCUUCAUCAAGGGACAUUGCAAAUAUGAAGAUCGCUGUUUCAAAGCUCAUGUCAAAAUGCCAUACUUAUGGGAGAUCAGUGUAAAUGGCAAGUGGACUCCUAUGGCUGAUAAUGAGAAGAUUGAGAAGGCCUACUGUGAUCCUGAAAAUACAUACAGUAGCACCUGCCCUCCUGUGUAUUUUGACACAAUGAAGAGUGGAAAAAAUGCAGUGAGACGCCUUUCGACCAUAAACUCUGUUCUGGAGCCAAACUUUAUUCACACCACUGACUGGCUUUGGUACUGGGAGGAUGACAAUGGCAAGUGGCUGCAGUAUGGAGCAAAUACAAGUGUGCAUCAGUUGGCCAGUGUCACCAGUAAAUACCUGGAGGAAAUGUAUGUGAAAAAUGACAAAGCUGUGAUCCAAUUUAAAGCUGGCUCACAGUCAUAUGAACUCAAUUUUCAAGACAUGAUUCAAAUCAACAUAAAGUAUGGGACUAAGAGGCAUGUGAGAAGACGCCCUCAGUUUGUCUCUGCAGCUGAAGUCCCGACAAAGAGGAAACGUACAGCAAACACGACUGCUGUUGUACCAGACUACUGGGACAAAACACAAAUUUCUCCAACUGAACAUAGGUGCAUCAGUCUCCAGCCAUCCCUUGCUGAAUAUAAAGAGAUCCACGAUCUUUUCUGUCAAACCAUGAAAGGAUUUGAUAUUCUGAAAAUUGAAAGGAUUCAAAACAAAGCUGUCUGGGAAGCCUUUCAGCUACAAAAGAAUCAAAUGAAGGACAAGAAUAAUGGACAGCCAGUGGCUGAGAAAAAGCUUUUUCAUGGGACCGAUCCUUCACAUGUAGAAACCAUAUGUGCGACUAACUUUGAUUGGAGAGUCUGUGGAGUCAAUGGGACAAUUUAUGGCCAAGGAAGUUAUUUUGCACGAGAUGCCAAGUACUCUCACAGCUACACUGGCACCUCUUUAGAUCGAUUCAUGUUUGUGUCUCGGGUUUUGAUUGGAGAAUACACCAGAGGCAGCUCCGAAUAUAGAAGACCUCCCUCUAAAGAUGGAAGUAACGUGAAUCUUUACGACAGCUGUGUGGACGACGUCAUGAACCCCUCCAUCUUUGUCGUUUUUGAGAAGCAGCAGAUCUAUCCUGAGUAUGUGCUUCAAUACAGAGAGAGGGCCCAACAAACUACCUACCACCAACCAGCAGCUGUAACAGUAGUACCACCAACAACUGCAGUUACAGUCUCUGUGACAUCUGUACCCUCAACGGUGUCCCUGAAUCCUUUGGUGACAGUUCCGGCUACUACAUCCUCACCAGGAUUCAACAAAAGCUUCAGUAACAAAUCCAGCCAUUACACGCUCAGGCAUAUCCCCCGGUGUUUUGGUGACAAAUCUGACCACUACACCUGCACCUCUAUCGGCAAAUGCUUCAGUAAAAAAGGCAUCCAUUACACCCUCAAACUCUAGUAGUUUGAUGACAAAUAUGGCCACUACAUCUGCACCUCUAUCGGCAAAUGCUUCAGUAAAAAAUCCAGCCAUUACACGCUCAAACUCUAGUAGUUUGAUGACAAAUAUGGCCACUACAUCUGCUUCAAGUUCAUCUGCUACAUUUGCUACAAGGCCGUCUAAUCCUGUCCCCACAUAUUCACCAAGAUCACCAAACCCUUUGCAAAGAAGUCCAACUACAGCAUCCUCAAUAAGAUCAGUGGAUUCUUUUGCAUCAACGCACACAUUUACAUCUGAUAUAGCAUUUAGGUUUGAAGCAACUCGUUCACAAGUUAAUCCAGCCAGAUCAGCUGCUUUUCAAAAAUCACCAUCAAAACGGCAAAAGAAAUGUAUUAUUGCAUAGAAGGGUUUGGCAGUGUGACAGUGUUGACUCAGUUAAUUCUGUUUUUGUAGUAAAACAUAAAGGUGCAUUGUGAAGGGGGUUUAAAGCAUGCUUGUCUCCAUGGAUAUUUGUAAUUGCUUUAGUUGAAAGCUCUACAGUAUGGCCUUAAACUUAUCUGUCUUUAUGGAGACAAGCAACUGACUACAACAGGCCAAGUUACAGGUUAUACAUGGAAAAGCAAGCUCCCAUCACCAUAAAAAUGACAUAGUGCACCUUUAAUGUUAUGUUGUGAGUAGCUCUCUGCAUAUCGAUCCAAAUCAUUACAUUUUCAUCAAUUUAAUUUGGGGGUGUGACUUUUGGGAAAGUGACUUGUAUCUUUGAAUUAAAACAAAGCUGAGUGAUUUCUUUUUUCUAUAAUUGUGAAAAUGUUUAUGCAUUUUAUGUGUGAUUGACAUUUGUAAAAGACUGAACUUUCUCUCAAUUAAACUUUAAUAAAACAAAUAACACUUCUUUGUUGUCCAGGCAUCCAUAGAAGCCAAAAAGAAAGGUUUCAAUUUCCCCAAACUGGUAAAUGGAAAGAAAAAUGGAGUAGCAGUAAUUUUGAAGAAGAGGGUGUCAUUUUAUUUUUUUUUAUUUUUAUUUUAUUUUUUUUUACUUUAAUCUCUCUUUUUUUAUUGCUUUUUGGUUGCGCGUUGCUUACGUUAAGGUCCUCACGUUUGCCAUUGACGUCCCAACAUGAUGCACUUCAUAUACACCACUAGAUGGCAGUCCUGUCAUAAGUUCUGAUAUGCAUCUGGACCAUGUUUUAAAUUUACGCUGUUUCAUAAUGUGAGCAUGAAUUCACAAAACACUGCAUGUAUUGAUAAUUUGGUUUAUGUGUGUGGCAGUUUCAUGUUUUUCUUUAUUAUUUUAUUAAUAUUUUGUUGUAUUUAUCUUUAUUCUUGAAGUGUGUACUGGUCGGGGUAGUUGCAUGACUAAUGAUCACCAGUACAAAUCCACUAAAUUUGAGAGACUGAACUUCAUGUUAUUCUGUAACCUUAAUCAACAAAAUGCACAGUUUAGAGUGUAAUUUGCUGUACCACUUUAUUUUCAAAUAAAGUUAUAAUAUUAAAUAAGUAAAA